AUGACUAUCAAAUCGUUUGAAUUAUCUGAUGCGCUAAAUUAUAGCCUAGAAGGCGCUGUGUUAGCCGAUCCGUCAUUGUGUUUGAUUUCAAAGGAUAAAGUGCUUUUUAGGCAGACUGAUAAGGGUAAAAUAGGGAUUAUUUCAGGAGGAGGUAGUGGCCAUGAGCCGACACAUACCGGUUAUAUCGGUACUGGUAUGUUAGCUGCCGUAGUAGUAGGGGAAAUUUUUGCAUCUCCAUCUACUAAGCAGAUUUUGAGUGCUAUUAAGGUGCUUCAUGCCAAUACUUCAGGGUUAUUACUCAUAGUGAAGAACUAUACUGGUGAUGUUCUUCACUUUGGUCUUGCGGCAGAGCGUGCAAGGGACCUAGGUAUUGAUUGCCAAAUGGUUGUUGUUGGAGAUGAUGUUUCUGUUGGUAGGAGCAAAGGUGGCGGAGUUGGUCGUAGAGCACUUGCGGGGACAGUGUUGGUUCAUAAGAUUACUGGGGCGUUUGCUGAGAACUUCCCACAGUAUGGGGUUAAGGGUGCAGCCACAAUAGCCAAAAUUGUUAAUGAUAAUCUUGUGACGAUUGGUACUUCAUUAAAUCAUUGCAAGGUUCCAGGGAGAGAUUUUGAAACCACCCUGAAGAGAAACCAGGUAGAGUUAGGCAUGGGCAUCCAUAAUGAGCCUGGUGUUGAAGUUCUGGAGCCUAUCCCGGGGACCGCAGAAAUUAUUGAGAGGUAUAUGUUGCCUAAGUUAUUAGAUCCAGAAGACAAAGACAGGUAUUUUGUGGAGUUUGACCCCUCAGAUGAAGUUGUGCUGUUGGUGAAUAACUUAGGAGGCAUAUCCAACUUUAUGAUCUCCGCCAUAGCCGCAAAAACUCACGAGUUACUUUCUAGGUACUUCAACAUUGAGCCCGUAAGAACGAUACACGGGACUUUCACGACCGCAUUUAACGGAAACGGUUUUAGCAUAACGUUGCUAAAUGCUUCGAGAUGUUCUAGGCAAAUAAUGGCGGAAUUUACUGAAGUUGAAUCGGUGGUGAGCUUGUUAGACGCUUUUACAGAUGCGAUCGGCUGGCAGGGAGUCUCUCAAAAGCGCAGGCAGCCACCGAAGAUAGUCAAAGACAUACUCACGAUGAAAGAAAAUGCUCCAAGGGCGGGGAAGUUUGAUUUUGAGAUCUUUUCCAAAUUUGUGAAAGCUGGCGCCAAGCAGGUUGUUGAAAGUGAACCUGAAAUAACGCACUAUGAUAACUUAGUUGGUGAUGGGGACUGCGGCCAUACGCUAGUUGCUGGUGUGUCUUCUCUCGUAAAAGGUUUGGACACUGUAACGCAAGAAUCGUUAUCCCAAGCUUUGGCUCAGCUAUCUACCCACGUUGAAGACGCAAUGGGUGGUACUUCAGGUGGUUUAUACUCGAUUCUAUUGUCAGGCUUUUCCAAAGGGUUAAUAAAGGCCUGUAAAGAUGAAAAUGAAGAAGUUAGUCCAGAGAUCAUUGCCGAGGCUUUAGAGACUGCAUUGGAGAUCCUAUACCGCUACUCAGGUGCCAGACCAGGUGAUUGCACCAUGAUAGACGCAUUAGAACCUUUUGUAAAAACAUUUUCUAAAACAAAAGAUUUCGACAAAGCGUUUAAGGCUGCUGAUGAAGGCGCUAAAGCUACUGCCAGAUUGGAAGCCAAAUAUGGAAGAGCAUCGUAUGUUGGUCAUACGAAGAAUAUUCCAGACCCUGGCGCCGUCGGUCUAGUUGAAUUUUUGAGAGGUGUUAAAGAAGGACUGAAGAACUAUUUAGUACAAAAAUCCAUAACGAAACUAUCUUUAUCAGGAUGA
This is a messenger RNA of Eremothecium sinecaudum, 1800 nucleotides long. It is a transcript of the gene DAK1, whose product is annotated as dihydroxyacetone kinase. Gene Ontology annotation, molecular function: ATP binding; glycerone kinase activity. The transcript has a single exon. Gene Ontology annotation, biological process: glycerol catabolic process. NCBI's taxonomy places the organism in Eukaryota, Fungi, Ascomycota, Saccharomycetes, Saccharomycetales, Saccharomycetaceae. Bases 1 to 1800 code for a protein of 599 amino acids. The record is from RefSeq and is a predicted model, not a curated record. Gene Ontology annotation, cellular component: cytosol.